CUGGGACGAGACGUUGAGAACUACAACUGGCAUAUGGACCACAAAGGGAGACACGGCGUUUAGUUGUGAACACGUCCCACUUCCCCCCUUAGAUGCGUUAUUGAGCAUGGGGAGCUGAUUGAGUUGCCACUUCGCUCUUUGCCAUGAAACGAUCAGACAAGUUGCGCGCCUUGGACUCGACGUGGACUCCAGACGAGGACGACAUCCUCCGUCACGCGGUGUUCGAACACGGAGGCAAGAAGUGGAAGGUGAUUGCGAUGGAGUUUCGACCCCCUCGCACGCCCAGCGACUGCCAGCACCGGUGGAAUUAUCUGCAGAACCACGGAACCAAUGACAAGCAAGCAUGGAGUGCCGCCGAGGACGACAGGAUGGUGAAACUCAUUCACAAGUACGGCGCAGGCAAGUGGGCGGUGAUUGCGUCGUACCUUCCAGGUCGCAAUGGAAAGCAAUGUCGCGAACGGUGGCACAAUCAACUCAAUCCUGCGAUUAAUAAGACCCCGUGGACCGACGAAGAAAAUGAGAUAAUUCUGCAUAUGCAGGCCACAUAUGGAAAUCGAUGGGCCAAGAUUGCUGAGCGAUUGAGGGGUCGAACGGACAACGCGAUCAAGAACCACUGGCACUCGUCCAUGAAGCCCCAGUUGAAAAAGGCUCACAAAGGCGUGGUUAAUCCAUACCAAGCACGCAAAGUCCAGCUCCCCUCGCCCCCAAAAGCUACAAUGACGACACCUGCUCCACCAAAAGCCACCACCAUUCCGCCCCUGGCAGCCCCCAAAGCCCCCCUCAUUUUGACAACCUCCCGCUCUCGUGCGACGCCGAAUACGCGAAUCAAACAGGAGCCAAAGGAGGAAUCUCCUCCCAUUCCUUUCAAGCCUCCGGCCCCACCCUGCGCCGAGCCUUCAGGGUCAUUGUCGCCCAUCGUUGUCUCCCAGUUUGACUGGAGCACCACCACACACACGUCGUUGGACAAUUGGCUGGAAGAUCUGCCCGACGACAACUCGUUGCUUGCGCUACCGUUGGCAGAUGCGGCGUUCUUCGCCAUGCCCGAUUAUGUAUUUGCCCACUCCUUUGACGUGGACGCCAUCGACAUGACUGAUUUCGUGGAACUGAUGUUGGCUGACGAAAUCAUGUAGCCACAGACUGCCCGUGGCGUGUGCUGUGUGUCCUCUGCGUAGCGUCCCAACGUUAACAUAACACGG
Aphanomyces astaci is the source of this 1196-nucleotide messenger RNA. RefSeq lists its product as hypothetical. Gene Ontology annotation, cellular component: nucleus. NCBI's taxonomy places the organism in Eukaryota, Oomycota, Saprolegniomycetes, Saprolegniales, Verrucalvaceae. Gene Ontology annotation, molecular function: DNA-binding transcription factor activity, RNA polymerase II-specific; RNA polymerase II cis-regulatory region sequence-specific DNA binding. Gene Ontology annotation, biological process: regulation of DNA-templated transcription. The record is from RefSeq and is a predicted model, not a curated record. Bases 144 to 1130 code for a protein of 328 amino acids. The transcript is spliced from 6 exons.